Molecule: messenger RNA, 3062 nt
Organism: Otolemur garnettii (small-eared galago)
Lineage: Eukaryota; Metazoa; Chordata; Mammalia; Primates; Galagidae
Gene: TANGO6
Product: transport and golgi organization 6 homolog
Exons: 17
Biological process (GO): protein secretion
Source: RefSeq, a predicted model, not a curated record
AUGGCGCCGGCGCCGGCUUGCUGAGGCGCCUGCGCUGGUCUCAGGCGAUGAGUUCCACACCAGUCAUGGCGGCCACAGGGCAGUCUGUGAGCAGCGGGGCUCUGGAGACCUGCAGUCUGAAUCGGAUUUUGGAGGCGCUGAAGCUGCUGCUGAGCCCAGGAGGAUCAGGUUCAAGUUCACUACAGAUCACAAAACAUGAUGUCUUGUUGACUACUUUAAAAUCUAACCUGUCUGCUUUGGAGGACAAGUUUCUGAAGGAUCCUCAAUGGAAGAAAUUGAAACUUCUGAGAGAUGAAAUUGCCAAUAAGGCAGAGUGGCCACAAAACUCUGAGGAUGUCACUUGGAAUUUUAUUUCUCAAGCCUUGUUGUUGCUAUUGUGCUUGAAGGAAACCAUGAUCUGUCUUGUAGCUGAUUUCAAUCCAGGCAGACCCAACCCUAGGACUCCAGAAGCUGCUCCUGCCUUGAGCCCUGAUGCACUGAGCAUCUCCCAGCAGAAGACUGUCCAGUCUGUUUUGCAGUUUGUAGUCACCUUAGGUGUCUGUCCCUAUCUCAUGCCUGGCGUUGGAGUCCCUUUGAGAUGCAGAACUGAGUUUGGUGCCGUUGUUCAAGAUGUGGUAUGUCUCACUGCUGCUCCUGAUGCAACUCGGAGACUGUACACUAGCUGCAGGGUCCUUCUGGAUGUUGCUCAGCAUGCAGCUCUGGGGAGCUUGAUUUUCUGCCGCCAUUUUGGGGACAUUGCAGCAGGUCUGUGCCAACUGGGAUUCUUGAGUGAAGUGGGAAUGGGCACGACCCUGACUGUUUUAACUGAAGAGGAAAGAACCCUAUCCAGGGGGGCCUUGAGAGACAUGUUGGAUCAAGUGUAUCAGCCCUUAGCAGUCCGGGAAUUACUUAUCCUCCAGGGAGGACCACCCCAGUCCUGCACAGAAAUGAAGACACAGCUUAAGGGUAGGGCCCCAGCUUGGCUUCGGCGUCUAUGCGGGCAGCUGCUUUCUGAAAGGUUAAUGAGACCCAAUGGUGUUCAAGCAGUGGUCCGGGGCAUUUUGGAAGGAGCAGGUGCUGGGGCAGCUGGUGGGUGUGAUGCUGAGGCGACAGCUGCUGACUGGAAGAAGUGCGACCAGAUUGCAAAGAUUUUGGCUUCUUGUCCCCAACAGUCUCUGUCACCAGAGGUUUACUACAGGGAUAUCUGCCCCCAGGCUUGGUAUCUUCUCUUCAAUGAAGUGCUAAGUAUGAGUAAUUUUAUUUUUUCUUCUCUAGAGAUCCCAGAGAGUGACAUGGUACCAGGGACCAUUUUGGUGACAGAAGAAGAACUUAGUAGAUGUGUUGAGGAUAUAUUUAAGGUGUAUGUGGUCGGGAAUGAACCUUUGACGGUUUUGCUAGAUUCCCUGCUUCCAGUACUGGGAGUGCUCUUUCUUCUCUACUGUUUUACCAAGCAGAGUGUAUCUCACUUAAGGUCACUUUGCCAGGAGAUCUUAUUAUGGAUUCUGGGAAAGCUGGAAAGGAAGAAGGCGAUUGCUAGCCUGAAAGGAUUUGCAGGGUUGGACAAAGCUGUGCCCUCUCUCCAUUCCCUAUGUCAGUUUAGAGCUGCCACUCACGGUGGCAUUAUGAUUACCAUCAAAGAGCCCAUAAGUGAUGAAGAUGAAGCCCUAUACCAGAAAGUGUCCUCAGAGCAGGGCCAGGUAGAACAUCUUGGGGACUUGCUGUCGCACUGCCAGGAGUGUGGUUUGGCAGGAGACUUCUUCAUCUUCUGUUUGAAGGAGUUGACUCAUGUGGCUGUGGAAAAUGAAGCAGAGUUAAAAACUAAUCCCUUCUCCAACCAAAGCCUCUUGGAAUUAGAACAACACCAAACUCUUCUUGUGGAAAGUCAGGAGCGGAAGUUGCUUGUCCUGCAGCUGAUGGCUGUUUUGUGUGAGAGAAUGUCGGAGCAGAUAUUUACAAAUAUCACUCAGGUGGCAGACUUUGUAGCAGCAACACUGCAGAGAGCAUGUGCAAGCUUGGCCCAUCAGGCAGAGAGCACUGUGGAAUCCCAGACGCUGAGUAUGUCCAUGGGGCUGGUGGCCGUCAUGCUAGGAGGAGCUGUCCAGUUGAAAUCAAGUGAUUUUGCUGUCCUGAAGCAGUUGCUGCCUCUGUUGGAAAAGGUAUCCAACACACACCCUGACCCCGUCAUCCAAGAACUCGCUGCUGAUCUCCGUAUCACCAUCUCUACCCAUGGAGCCUUUGCCACAGAGGCUGUCAGCAUGGCUGCCCAUGGUACCUUGAACAAAAAAGAUCCAGAAGGAAAAAUAAAAGAGCAGCCGCAAGCUAGUCAUGGAGGAUACACUGAUGGAGCUCAUAGCCACCUCAAACAGCAGCAAAGCCAUGAGGAAUCCCCCCAAACAGUCCUGCCAUCCAGGGUUCCACUCAUUCCUGAGGGGAUUAAUAAGCCCAGCACUACAGCAAACCAGAAAUCUGCGAGUACAACCACAGAACAGCUCCAAGAGGUUCUGUUAUCAGCUUAUGAUCCUCAGAUUCCAACCCGGGCUGCUGCCCUGCGUACUCUUUCCCGAUUGAUAGAACAGAGGGAAGCAAAAGCCCUUGAGAUGCAAGAGAAGCUUCUAAAGAUAUUCUUGGAAAACUUGGAACAUGAAGACACUUUUGUGUAUCUGUCUGCAAUUCAGGGGGUUGCCCUGCUCUCAGAUGUGUACCCGGAGAAAAUCUUGCCAGAACUGUUGGCUCAAUAUGACAGUGGCAAAGACAAGCACACGCCCGAGACCAGAAUGAAAGUUGGGGAAGUCCUGAUGCGCAUUGUCAGGGCAUUAGGAGACAUGGUCUCAAAGUAUCGAGAACCUUUGAUCCACAUCUUCCUGCGGGGAGUGAGAGAUCCAGAUAGUGCUCACAGGGCGAGUAGCUUGGCCAACCUUGGAGAACUGUGUCAGAGGCUGGACUUCCUGCUGGGCUCUGUGGUUCAUGAGGUAACAGCCUGUCUGAUUGCUGUGGCUAAAACAGACCAUGAAGUUCAAGUGCGCAGAGCUGCCAUCCACGUGGUUGUGCUACUGCUUCGGGGACUCAGCCAGAAAGCUACUGAG